AUGGCUGAGUACCCAGUCCGACUGCGACCCAGUUCACCAGUCAGGAUUGGGACUGGUGCAUCUCUAGGUGGUGGUACAAUGGAUCUACCUCCGACUGGUUCGAGCACGGCCAAUCCUCAAGGACCUCAGCGUGGCGAUCCAGGCGCGGGCUCUGGAACUGGUUCAAGUGGUCCUGGUGGCAGCAGUGCCCACUUACCUGCUCAAUCAGCUACAAAAGAUAAGCGAUCGGGCGGUAUGAGCACCAGCUAA
Messenger RNA from Rotaria sp. Silwood2, 249 nucleotides. NCBI's taxonomy places the organism in Eukaryota, Metazoa, Rotifera, Eurotatoria, Philodinida, Philodinidae. The record is from the annotation of a GenBank genome assembly.